AUGCCGCGUAACUACGAGCCUCUCCCCACAUCAGCGAACUCGACGGAGGACUUGCUUGAGCUCGAGGAGCUCGAAGAGGCCGAUGAUGUAGCCAGCUUGCACCGCCAGCUUGCGCGCGAUCCCCGCUUCAACCCACCAGUACCAGCGACAUGGAAGCGUGUUGCCCUGGUACUCUUCGUCAUCUUCCUGUUCUUCCUCACGUACUGGCUGCGUCCUGCCCCGCCAAAGCACGUGCAUAAGCCUGAUGUAGCGUACGAGGAGCUGUACGACAAGUACAUCGCACCCCCGCAUCCAGUGCCGGACGCCCACAAGGAGGCACCGACUAUGCACAUUGCUAAGCCAGGAUCCCGCGGGUUCUAG
This is a messenger RNA of Peniophora sp. CBMAI 1063, 360 nucleotides long. Lineage: Eukaryota; Fungi; Basidiomycota; Agaricomycetes; Russulales; Peniophoraceae. The record is from the annotation of a GenBank genome assembly.